CAAGCAUACCGCCCCUCCGACUAGACAGAAAAGCUACAUUCCUAAAAUGUUUGCCCCGGGCCACUAUAAAUUGCUGGAAUGCGUCCAGGCCACAAACAUUAUUGAUGCAGAGUUCCAGACGCGUGUACAUGAUUUCCGAGUUCCAGACGCCUGUACAUGAUUUCCGGAAAGAUUUCAACAAUGCAAAGAAACCUAAUGGCUGAGAGCAGCCUCGCCCCAACCCAUUAUUUCGACAUGUGGCAUGACUAUAUGAACCUAGGGAGGCUGCUGGAGAAACUUUGUGACGUCGCAGAUCGGACAGCGACCACCUGUACCCAGCUAAAGGAGCACGUGCCGGACGCAGAAGACCACCAGACCGGUCGCCAGGAGCAACAAUGGUUUCGUCUGAAUUCGAUCGGGACUGAGAGUCUGAGUUCUGCAAGCAGCAUUUCAGGCAACACGAGCCACAGCCUGGGUUCCGGUGAUUACUGCGGCUUCUGCAAGCAAAAUGGAGAAACGGCAGAGAUCUACCGGAGCCACAAACUGAAAUCCAAAGACAGCAAAGUCAUCUGCCCCAUUCUGAGGAGCUACAUUUGUCCUAUGUGUGGCGGCACCGGAGACAAAGCUCACACGCGCCGGUACUGCCCACAGCGCAACGGCGUGGUGCCGAAAUACCGGGGGACUGUGGAGUAGAAUCAAUCUACAUAUUUAUGGAGAAAAUAGAUCCAACGUUCUUGUUCAGUUAGAUAUACCCAUUGUUAACAUAUAUAUUUUUUACAAAGUGACUUAAUGCGCCUUUGAUGUUCUGCUAUGAAAAAAAUAAACCUAUUUUCGUACAUAA
Molecule: messenger RNA, 820 nt
Organism: Oncorhynchus tshawytscha (Chinook salmon)
Lineage: Eukaryota; Metazoa; Chordata; Actinopteri; Salmoniformes; Salmonidae
Gene: nanos2
Product: nanos homolog 2
Exons: 1
Coding region: 157-672 (171 amino acids)
Biological process (GO): negative regulation of translation; oogenesis
Cellular component (GO): perinuclear region of cytoplasm
Molecular function (GO): mRNA binding; zinc ion binding
Source: RefSeq, a predicted model, not a curated record